AUGUCCAUGGCGUCUGCCCGAAGGGGCAAACCAAAGAUCCGAGCUCCUCCAAAGCUCGGACCAGACACCAGUAUCAAAGACACCUGGACAAAGCUCUCCCAUGCGAUCCGCGAGAUCCAAAAUCACAAUGCUUCCAAGCUGUCUUUCGAGGAGCACUACCGCUAUGCGUACAACAUGGUUCUCUACAAACACGGCGACCAGCUGUACACGGGAGUGAAGAAGCUUGUGGCUGAGCAUCUCGACCAGCUCGCAGAGGAGCGCAUCGUGCCUGCCUUUCCGCGCGCCGGCGGGUCACACGUCGCAGGUGCCCUGGGCGGCGGCGCACAGGCGGUCGAGCAGGCUGUAGAGGGUGACCGUUUCCUCCGCUCGGUCAAGAGCGUCUGGGACGACCACACCGGCAGCAUGCGGAAGCUGAAGGAUAUUCUGAAGUACAUGGUGUACACCCAAUCGGCCAAGGUGCCGACGAUCUACGACGUUGGAUUGGAACUGUUCUGGUCGCAUAUCGUGCGGUCAAACCUGUAUCCUAUCCACACGCACUUGAUGGGAACAUUGCUGUCGCAGGUGCAGCUCGAGCGCGACGGCCAGAGCAUCCAGCGGUCAACCGUCCGCGACUGUGUCGACAUCCUGCUGCGACUCGACAACCCUAUGACACCGGGGCACACGGUGUACGUCACUGACUUUGAGCCCGAGUUCUUGCGUCGAUCAUCAGAGUUCUACCGUCUGGAGAGCAUUGCUCAGCUCGACACGGGCGACGCGCCGUCAUAUCUGCGAAACGCGCUGCUUGUCGACAACUUGCUGACGCCGCACCUGCACUCUAUCAUGGGCAUGCCGGGGACGGGCCUGUCACCCAUGCUCGACGGCGACAGAAACGGGGACCUGCGGCGCAUGUACAACUUGUUCCUGCGGGUACCGGACGAUAAGGGCAAGAGUGCACUGCGGUUAGCGCUGCGCGAAAACAUUGAGGCGCGCGGCAAGGCGAUCAACGAGGGUGCCGCAGCAGCGGUUGCGGGUCCCGCAGCUGCCGAGGGCGAGGACGAGCCGGUCGACCGGAAGGGCAAGGGCAAGGCGAAGCCUCCGAGUGCGAUGGCCGGAGCACUCGCGCAAGCUCUGCGAUGGGUACAGGAUGUGCUCGACCUGAAGGACAAGUUUGACGCGAUUCUCGACAACGCCUUCAGCGGGGAUAAGCAGGUGCAAGCGUCGAUCAACGAGGCGUUCCAGUCGUUCAUCAACGCGAACGCGCGAGCACCCGAGUUCCUCUCGCUCUACAUCGACGACCACCUGAAGAAGGGCGCCAAGUCGAAGAGCGAGGAGGAGAUUGACGCCGCGCUCGAGAAGACGAUCAUCCUCUUCCGCUUCCUGGCGGACAAAGACAAGUUUGAGCGGUACUACAAGAACCAUCUCGCGCGACGCUUGCUGUAUCAGCGCAGCGCGUCCGACGACGCCGAGCGCGGUAUGGUCGCCAAGCUCAAGGUCGAGAUGGGUUUCCAGUUCACGCAAAAGCUUGAGGGAAUGUUCAACGACAUGCGCAUGAGUGUCGAGUCUGCGUCGGCGUUCAGAAACCGCCGUUCGACUUCAACGUCUCGGUCCUUACGGCGAGCUACUGGCCCCAGCCGAUCGUCACGACGAGCUCGUCGGGCGGCGGCUGGCCUGGCAGGCGUCGCUGGGCACGGCGGACGUGCGCGUACGCUUCGCACAGCGCACACACGACCUGAACGUGAGCACGCAGGCGCUCGUGGUGCUGCUGCUCUUCGAGGACCUGCCGGACGAGGACGUGCUGAGCUAUUCCGAGCUGAAGACGGCGUCGGAUCUGAGCGACGGCGAGCUGCAGCGCACGCUCCAGUCGCUCGCGUGCGGGAAGCACCGCGUGCUGACCAAGCACCCGAAGGGGCGCGACAUCAACCCGGACGACACGUUCAGCUUCAACAGCGCCUUCACGUCCCCCCUGGCGCGGAUUAA
This is a messenger RNA of Trichosporon asahii var. asahii CBS 2479, 1956 nucleotides long. Its product is annotated as ubiquitin-protein ligase. Lineage: Eukaryota; Fungi; Basidiomycota; Tremellomycetes; Trichosporonales; Trichosporonaceae. Gene Ontology annotation, molecular function: ubiquitin protein ligase binding. The transcript has 7 exons. The record is from RefSeq and is a predicted model, not a curated record. The coding region runs from base 1 to 1956 and encodes 651 amino acids. Gene Ontology annotation, cellular component: Cul3-RING ubiquitin ligase complex. Gene Ontology annotation, biological process: protein ubiquitination; ubiquitin-dependent protein catabolic process.